AUGAUCUGCAGGCUCCUCUUCUACUUUUCUUGCUUGUAUUUUGUUUCCGGUAUUGUUUUAGUAUUUUCGUUCACUCAAUGAGAUUCCUUUAGGGCAAGCACCGACCUGCCCAAAUGGACAAGUGCCCAAACUUGACAAGAACCUGAACCCCAUUCAGUGUUUACCAGGUUCGGUUCAGAUUGACGAUUCGUUCGAAUUCUGUUCAUCUAGGGACAUCACAGUACUUGAUAUGUGGGAAUACGCAUACUUGCUACUUCACUGGCCUGAACUACAUGUGCUGUCCGAGCAAUGAGCCGUCGAUUGAUAAUCAGCCAACCUGUCCUUAUCCUCGCAUAACUGUUCUAGAUUCUCAUGGAUUACCUUUGAAAUGCAGCCCAAGGACAAGAGAGUGUCCUGGAGUGAGUUCCUUGUUUUUCGGUUCACUGUGAACUCAAAAAAAAAAAAACAAAGAAAGAAGCCGUUCAUUCGCCAGACAAGCAAAAGAGAGUGCAUAAAAAAAAUAUUCAGACAUUUUUUUGUUCUUAGUUUGCCAUUGAUUGAACGAAACUUUUUCAGGAUAGAAUGACGUGUUCGGAUGUCGGUCUGGGCUACAUCUGCUGUGAAGAUUUGGGCUUUUCGGAGCCAAAAGCGACUCUUAGACCAGAAAACAGGAAAAUGAAAUUUACAACUACUAUCACUACAACUAUGGCUCCCGAGGAGGAACUGGAAUGUCCAGAAAAUUCGAUCGGAUUACUUAAAGCUGACGGCUCUCGAGUCGUUUGCAACUCCAGAAAAUCAUGCCCCGGUGUGAGUAUUUUUUCCAAUUUUUAUGUUUCUUUAAACUUCAUCAAACCUUUCAGUCGGACACCUUUUGCCAUGGAGAAUAUAAACGCUCCAUUUGCUGUCAGAAGUAUCUUUUCGCCAAAGAUAUAUUGGACGUGACUGAAGAGCCCGAGAAAGUUCCAGAAGAGAAAAAAGCGGCAUCUUUUAUAGAAUCUAGAAAUCCUUUCAAACCGAAAAGCAUCAGCAUGGCGAUGAGAACGCCGCCAAGACGUAAUUUUUUGAAACUUUUACUAGAAAAUUUUUCGUUUUUUUAGACAUUCACAGCGCUGAAAAGAUUGGAAACAAUCGUCAAAAACCGCACAAUUCAGAAACAGCAAGGUUUUUUCAAGUUUUUUUUCUCAUUCGGCACACCUUCAUUGGAAAUUUUGGAUUGAUUUUGGAAGAAGAUACAUGGUUUCAUAUUUGGAAAGCAAGAGUGUGAAAAAUUUUGAGUUUGAAUUGUGAAACAUCGAAAAAAGGUUCAACUUCUUCCGAGAUUUUCAGUAAGAUUUCUCACGGAAGAUUCUCUCAUAACUCGAGAGAAACGGAAGGAAACAAGAAGAACACGGACAGCGCAACGGUUUGGAAGUCGGUUGAAACUGAAACCGAAGCUCCAACGACUGUCAAAUCGACGACAACUUCUACCACCACCACCACUACGACGACAACGACGACACAUGUACCUCUACCUGCAGCGACGUACCGUAGCAGCCUUGCGAAACUCUCCAAAGUACCUCAAGAAGUUCGCAGAAAACCAGUUCCAAACGUGAGCUCAGAGUACUUCUUUAACUUUGAAAAGAUUUCAUUUUAGGGAGUGAUCCGUCGGAAUAGACUUCAUGGAAUCCAAACGAGUGGGGAUGCUGAAUUCCGCCCUCCAACCGCGACGCUGCGGUCGGAAACAAUGAACCAACAGGUUUGGUUUUCGGAAAACACUUCAAAAAAUCAAGUGAAAUUGGAAUUUUUCAAGUUAUAAAUUGUAACGCGAAAAUAUCCAAAAAGUUUAGAAUUUUAAAAUGAGUCGAAUUCAAGAAAGGAAUGGUUGAAUGUUCGUGUUUUCUUACUAGAUAUUGAAAUCUAGAUUCAAGUAGUUUAUUUUUGAAAACAAAAUUACAUUUUCUAAAGAGGCAACUCUUCGAAUGAUUAUGACGCUACUCUACAGCCUUUGAAAAAGUGAAAAAUAGUGAAAAAUGAGUGAAGUUGACUAUCUUAUAGUAUAUAAUGUUAAAAGAAAACCGAAAAUACAAAAACAAAUUUGAAGGAUUCCUUUCAGGACAAACACGCUAUCGCGCAGCAACUCCUUUCUUAUCAAAUCAGGAAUGGAUGGCCGUAUGACGAACGCUUCUACCGCCCAGGUUUUUAUCAAAUUCUCAGCUCACCAUUAAAAGGCACUUUUUGAAGAUGUUGACACCUUUGACGAGGAGCAAAAAGCGAACAUUGCCCGGAUGCAAUUCAUCAACCAGCAGUAA
This is a messenger RNA of Caenorhabditis auriculariae, 2267 nucleotides long. NCBI's taxonomy places the organism in Eukaryota, Metazoa, Nematoda, Chromadorea, Rhabditida, Rhabditidae. The record is from the annotation of a GenBank genome assembly.